Messenger RNA from Elaeis guineensis (African oil palm), 1769 nucleotides. Its product is annotated as auxin-responsive protein IAA6. Gene Ontology annotation, biological process: regulation of DNA-templated transcription. NCBI's taxonomy places the organism in Eukaryota, Viridiplantae, Streptophyta, Magnoliopsida, Arecales, Arecaceae. Gene Ontology annotation, cellular component: nucleus. The record is from RefSeq and is a predicted model, not a curated record.
GACACGGCUAUACAGACAUCUCUGUCGUUGGCUAGCGUGGGUCUGUGCGAAGUGGUCAUAGGAGCACGUCUCCCUGGGGGGCAUCUCAAGAGUGCAGCGCUUGCGUGAGUAACGUUCUAAUUCCCUUUCUCGGUCCGUUUUCGGGCAAUGGAAUCUCUCACGGUUGCUCUGUUCCUGCGCCCUUUUUUAACCACAACCGCUGCCCCAAGAAAAUGAAAAUGGAAAGAGAAGCAGAGCAUAAUAGAAAAAGGAAAGAAAACAGAGCUUUAAAGCAGAGCAGCCUUACUCAUCUUCCUCUCUCCAAGAUUUCAUUUUGAGAACCAGGAUUGGUAGCAUAGUCUUCCUCUCUCUCCCCUCCUGGUUCCAUAGUUUAGGACAAGCUGGAGGAUUUUGGGAGUUCGAGUAGCUUUGGUGGGAGGAAAAGAGGAAAGGAGACAGCUUUCCUCUGUUACGAAACAGAGCUUUGUUGUGUUGUCCCGGUGCAUCUGGCCGUCUUCUGAGAAGGACUCCAAAGAAGAAGUCAUAUGGAAAAAGAUUAUAAAAACAAACCAGAUGCCUGUCCUCAGCUCCUUGAUUUGAUUCCAAAGGAGAGAGACUGGAUGGUGAGAGUCUCGGGAGGAGGAGGAUGUGGAAGUGGUUCAAAAGUUUCCGAGGAGAGAAAGCUAGAGCUGAGGCUUGGUCCUCCUGGAGGAGAAGAGGAGUCCUCUGUUCUAUCUCUUGGAUACUUUUCCAAGGCCUCAAAGACUACCAAUCCGUGUGCUGGAGCCAAAAGGGGAUUUUUAGACACAGUUGAGUCCAAAACAGAAGAUCCUCAUCAGCAGCAGAGUGGGUUCUUUCAGCUACAUAGCAGAGGUGGCUUGGGACAGGAAUUAUCACAGAGAACAAAUCGCAACGUAGAGCAGCAGCCGCAGCAGCAGAGCCUUGAGAGGAAGGCAUGCAGUUCAUUACCACCAGUACAUGCUGCUCCUGGGAGAAAAGCUGGAGCGAACAACACCUCUCAAACAAGAAACAGAACUACCUCUCCGGCUGUGGUUGGGUGGCCUCCUAUCCGUUCGUUCAGGAAAAAUCUGGCAAGCAGCUCUUCUAAACCAACAUUUCAAUCACAGAAUGGGAACUCAGAGACUAGACCAAAGCUUGAGAACUGCAGGAAGGGUUUAUUUGUGAAAAUUAACAUGGAUGGGAUCCCGAUAGGAAGGAAAAUAGAUUUGAAGGCCUAUGAUGGCUACGAGAAGCUCUCUUCAGCUGUAGAAGAGCUCUUCCAAGGCCUUCUUGCAGCUCAAAGGGAUCCUUCUACAGCUGAGACCCAGAAGGAUGCAGAAGAAAGAAAAGCAUUUACAGGCUUAUUAGAUGGGACUGGUGAAUAUACCUUGGUUUAUGAAGACAAUGAAGGAGACAGAAUGCUGGUUGGGGAUGUUCCUUGGGACAUGUUUGUCUCUGCUGUUAAGAGGUUGAGGGUGCUGAAGAGUUCCGAUCUUUCUGUGCUAUCUUUGGGAGCAGUCUGCCGGAAAAGAACUGCGACAGAGUGUUGAAGGAAGGAAGAGAGGGAAUAUAUAUUAGCAGCGAUGCGAUAGCAGGUCACCUGUAAAUCCAUUUAGUGAAAAGCCAACGUCUGUUUUUAUGAUUAUCCUUUUUCUGUUUCAAUGAUGCAAAAGCAUGCAGCUCUUUUGAUCAUGAUAACCCCCUUUCUCCAUGACUUAAAAAUAGAGAUUCUUAGCUAUGAAUCUUGACUCUUCUUCAAGUUAUGAAAGGUUCUUCAAUGGUUUGGUUGA